AUGGAGAAAACGACAACACAAAGUAUCCGGAUCGCCAAUCCCCCCAGCGUCGAGAUCGCCUAUAAACGCAAAUGCAUUGCGCUGAAGAAACGACUCGCCGAAAUCGAGGCUGAGAACGAUAUUAUGCGCACCCGCAACCGCCGCGGUCUCCAUUAUAUCCAAAAGAUGCGUCUCGAAUCCUGCAUGCUCUUAGAACGCCUCGCAAAAGUCACCGCCAUGGGCGACGAAGCCCAGUCCGGCGCCGCAGACCCCGAACUCCGUGCUCGGGCCGCAGCAAUGAUGUCGAGCGCAACCUCAUUGAACGGUCUCGGACCAGAUCAGACAGCAAACGGCGGAUAUCUCGAGGACGAGACAGAGGGAAGCUCCGACGAGCAGCCAAGAACACCUGAAGAACGCCCACUCCGAGUUAAACGCUCUCGCAAAUCCAAUCUGCCUGCUGAUGGUGAAGGCGGCGACGAUGACCAGCAAGGCCAUGAUGGUGCUGACCCUGCAGACAUGGAUGGAUUGCCCCGCCUUGCGCCUGCCCCGAACCAGCAGGAGCUUACCUCUUCCUUCCGUGUUCAGGGUGGUAGCAAUGGUGAGACCCAGGAAGGCGAGCAAACGCCGCGCAGUCAGGAUAAUCGCGAGGGACAGUCUGAGGGUGCCCAGGCGGGUGAUGCUGUUGAGGCAGGUCCGGACUCCGGGACUACCCCGAUGGAUAUGGAUACGGCAGAACCCAAGAGUGAGGAAUAA
This is a messenger RNA of Penicillium angulare, 732 nucleotides long. RefSeq lists its product as uncharacterized. Bases 1 to 732 code for a protein of 243 amino acids. The transcript has 2 exons. The record is from RefSeq and is a predicted model, not a curated record. Lineage: Eukaryota; Fungi; Ascomycota; Eurotiomycetes; Eurotiales; Aspergillaceae.